AUGGAUAGGAGUGCAAAGCGAUCAACCAGCCUUCCGUCCUCAAGGAAGGCCUUACAUGGAGGUACGGCCCUGGAAGAGCAAGAUUCUAAGAGUUUGGUAGACAUUCAAAUCUCUAAUGAGUCCCCUGCUUCUGCACGGACAGUUUCCAAUAAUCUAAUACCUUACUCACAUGCCCAUGUCCACACGACUUCAGGGCGUCGUGAUAUCCAAGAUCGGUCACUCGCCAUUCCCUUACCAGUACGACCAGAUUCACAGGCUCUAAGAAGGAUGUCUACCCAGUUAGACGAUGCGGAUAUAAGUUACAUCAAGGUGUGGGAGCUGGAUCAGGCCGGCCGUGGCUUUAUAGCUUUAAAGGAUGCGGACCGGCUCCCAUUAGUACUACUCAAGACUAGGUCAAGCAUUACUCCAAAGCAAAGAAGAUCGUUACGAAGAGCACUUCAUCAGAAUCUGGUUGGGCUUUAUGGAUUUCAAUGCAGCGAAGCCAGUAUAACCUUAAUAUACCGGCUUGAGCUUUUGGCAGUUUCAUUGGCUUGUGUUACUAACAGUCCGGGAGUUCAAUUUAGUGAGUCUGAUGCCGCGACUGUUUGCAAGGAAGUACUACUCGGGCUUGAUUAUAUUCACUCUGAGCUGGAAAUCAUUCAUGGCGCUAUUGACUAUACAAACAUCCUGUUAAACAUUGAUGGCGAGAUAAAGAUUGCAAACAUUGGAGAUAGUAUGAUUCAGGGCAUAGAUCUAGGCUCUAGGACUCUAGAUUUGCAAGGAACAGGAACGCUUAUCGCUAAUCUAAUCGAUCCUACAACAAGGAUUACUGGCGAGCCUACUCUUUGUGACGAUGUCGCACGCAAUAUUUCAUCCAUGACUUCGGACUUUAUUAAAAAGUCCAGAGGGGAUACAACUGCUAAAAGCCUCCUCAAGCAUAAUUUCUUAUCCAUAGCAACUCCAACUGGUCCCUGGAGUUUGAAGCCACAAGUAACUAAUGCGCUACCAUUCUCACUGAAAUUUGGUAGACACUGGGACAGCAGGAGCCAGGAUAUAGGAGGAGGGUAUAUAUAG
Molecule: messenger RNA, 1053 nt
Organism: Aspergillus welwitschiae
Lineage: Eukaryota; Fungi; Ascomycota; Eurotiomycetes; Eurotiales; Aspergillaceae
Exons: 4
Coding region: 1-1053 (350 amino acids)
Biological process (GO): protein phosphorylation
Molecular function (GO): protein kinase activity; ATP binding
Source: RefSeq, a predicted model, not a curated record